Messenger RNA from Tilletiaria anomala UBC 951, 1469 nucleotides. RefSeq names its product DnaJ-domain-containing protein. Gene Ontology annotation, molecular function: heat shock protein binding. Bases 123 to 1355 code for a protein of 410 amino acids. The record is from RefSeq and is a predicted model, not a curated record. Gene Ontology annotation, cellular component: nucleus; cytoplasm. NCBI's taxonomy places the organism in Eukaryota, Fungi, Basidiomycota, Exobasidiomycetes, Georgefischeriales, Tilletiariaceae. The transcript is spliced from 3 exons.
CAGCGUACUUCCCGACCUUUGAACUUUUGGUAACACUGAAAGGGCAUGGAACCCAGAAAUUGCGCUUUGUCGUUUGAGAAACUUGCUGAAAUCAGGCCACUGCGAUCGGAAACUCAGUCGAGAUGAAUGACCAGGCGGAUCCCGCUCUUCAGUUCUUUCCGGAUGGCAAGGUCGACUUGUACGGUGUUCUCGGCGUCGCUGCGGGCGCUUCGGCAGAAGAGCUUAAGAAAGCAUACAGAAAGCUAGCCCUACGUUUUCACCCGGACAAGGUGCUCUCCCUUUCGUCCUCCAGCAAUGCUGCUGCUUCCUCCUCGAACAGUGCGCCGACGACGGCCGAGGAAGCAUCUAGAAAAUUUCAGCAGCUCGGAUUCGCAUAUGCCGUCUUGUCCAGUCCGGCCCGUCGCUCUCGGUACGACCAGACGGGCAGGACAGACGAGAGCCUCUUUGCUGGCAUGGGCGAUGACGGGGCCUUUGACUGGAACGAGUACUUCAAGGAGAUGUGGACCGGGCAAGUUUCUGGAAAGGCACUUGAAGAGUUCAAGAAGAAAUACCAAGGCUCGGACGAAGAAAAAGCCGACUUGUACUCUGCCUAUAACGAUGCAGCUGGCUCACUGGAAGCAAUUUUCACGCUCGUACCAUGCUCCGAGAUCCUUUCGGACGAGGAGCGCUUCGUCAAGCUAGUCGAGGCAGCCAUCAACGUGGGCGAACUGAAACGCCUGCCGAGUUGGGAUGCGGAGGUGAAGGACAAGAAGAAGCGGAGAGCGCUGCGCGAGAAGGCUAGGAAGGAGGCUAGCGAAGCUGAGCGGUAUGCGAGGGAGCUGGGCGUAUGGGACGACUUGUUCGGCAAGGGCGCCAAGGGCGGAGCGAAUGGUAAAGGCGCCAAAGUCUCAGAUGCGGAUGCAGACGAGGAUGAAGAGGGCGAGAGAGAAGGGCAUGAAGAGGGCGACGAGGAUGGUGAGCAAGCUUCAAACCCGAAGACAAAUUUGAAGGGCAAGAACAAGGCGAAAAGCAAAGGCAAGAAUGCUAGUAGCCAAGCAAAUGGCGCAGCUGAAGGAGACGACGGCAUUGCAGGCCUAGCUGCGCUCAUUCGCAACCGACAGGCAUCGCGCCAGAAUGGUCUGGACAACUUAAUCGCCCGAAUGGAAGCAGAUGUGGCGCAAGGGAAGUCCGGCAAGCGUGGCAACAAGAAAGCGAGUUCGGACAGCGCAAAAGGGAGCAAUAAUGCGUUACCGACGGAUAAGGAGUUCGAGGCGCUGCAAAGCAAGAUGUUUGGCAAUAAGAACGGAAGCGAGGGCUCGAGUGGCCAGAAGAGAAAAGCGGCAGGCUCAUCUGGCAGCAAGAAGAGGAGCAAAUAGCAGCCGUUUCAGCGAUCGAGCACUCAGGCUUGGAGACGAGGGACAAAGUUAAAUUACAACUGCAUAUCUAGUUAGCCAUUCUUGUACAAAUACACACAUUCAUCAUUCGUCCUC